AUGUUUGUUUUAGCUAUUCCUGAUGAAAAUGGUUAUAAUUAUUUGAGAAGUGUUUGUUUAACUUAUGAACAAUGUCGUAGUGAACAACAUACGAAAAUGGUUGAAUUAAGAAAAAAGUUACCAUGUAGUGAUGUCGAAAUAAGAUUAGCCAAGAAACCAAAUCCUGCCGCUACAAUCAACAAUUUAAUCAAAUUUUGCUUCAAAGAUGUUGAUUUAACAGAAAUGUCGUAUGAAAAAUUAAAAUUCAAGAAUCCAUCAUUAUUAUUGGAUAUACAUGAUUUUGUUAAAUGUAUACAUGCACCUACACCUAUACCUCAAUCAAUGUUCUCAGGUACAAUAUCAUUAAGAUGUCGUCAUCUUCGUGACAGUAAGAAAAAUGAAUCUGUUUCAAAACCGACAAAACGUAAACGAAAUCAGUCAGAUAAUAUUCGUGAAGAAAGAACAAAACAAAAUUACAAAACGGUUCAUGACACAGAACUUGAACAACCAGAAGAUGAUAAAGAAAAUGAUGAACAUUUUUGA
Messenger RNA from Rotaria sp. Silwood1, 522 nucleotides. NCBI's taxonomy places the organism in Eukaryota, Metazoa, Rotifera, Eurotatoria, Philodinida, Philodinidae. The record is from the annotation of a GenBank genome assembly.